CAAUUCCUUAAGGUUUGUUUGUUUGGACGAGAGAGGUUAACAAAAGCUUCUUCCGGCGACUAGACAGAAACGAAAGAGUAGAAAAAAAUGCCGGCUGGUCAUGGUUUAAGAUCUCGCACUCGAGACUCUUUCUCUCGUCCAUUUAGGAAGAAAGGUACAAUCGCUCUUGCUACUUAUCUCAGAACCUAUCACAUCGGCGAUUAUGUUGAUGUUAGGGUUAACGGCGCCAUUCACAAAGGUAUGCCUCACAAGUUCUACCAUGGUCGUACCGGCCGUGUCUGGAACGUUACCAAACGUGCUAUUGGUGUUGAAGUUAACAAGCAGGUUAGGAACAAGAUUUUGAGGAAGAGGAUUCAUGUCCGUGUGGAGCACGUUAUGCCUUCUAGGUGCACUGAGGAGUUCCGUUUGAGGAAGAUUAAGAACGAUCAACUCAAGGCUGAGGCCAAGGCCAAGGGUGAGGUCAUAAGCACCAAGAGAAAGCCAGAAGGACCCAAACCUGGUUUCAUGGUUGAAGGAGCUACAUUGGAAACAGUUACUCCAAUUCCAUAUGAUGUGGUUAAUGAUCUCAAGGGAGGUUACUAAUUUUGUUAAUGUUUGUUAGACUGAGAUUUUGUUUGGAAAUUUUAUCAUCGUUUGUAGUCAUUCAAACAUCAUCAGACUCGAGUUUUGUUUUGUUUAUUUAGUUUGAAUACAUCUAUAUUAUCAAUUA
This is a messenger RNA of Trifolium pratense (red clover), 709 nucleotides long. RefSeq names its product 60S ribosomal protein L21-1. Gene Ontology annotation, cellular component: ribosome; cytosolic large ribosomal subunit. Lineage: Eukaryota; Viridiplantae; Streptophyta; Magnoliopsida; Fabales; Fabaceae. Gene Ontology annotation, biological process: translation. Gene Ontology annotation, molecular function: structural constituent of ribosome. The transcript has 2 exons. The coding region runs from base 88 to 582 and encodes 164 amino acids. The record is from RefSeq and is a predicted model, not a curated record.